Molecule: messenger RNA, 927 nt
Organism: Andrographis paniculata
Lineage: Eukaryota; Viridiplantae; Streptophyta; Magnoliopsida; Lamiales; Acanthaceae
Exons: 2
Coding region: 152-709 (185 amino acids)
Source: RefSeq, a predicted model, not a curated record
CAAAUUUGAAAACCACCCAGUGUAAUUUCCGUCGGAGGCAGAUUGGUUCUUUCUUCUCCCAGUUGAAGAGAAGACACUGUGAGGGGAAGCUCUUCGACGCAUAAACUGACUACGGCGGGAGCAAUUUCUUUUGCAGUAAUUUGUAGAGACAAUGUCCCAAGGCUAUGCAAUUGAGCUUUACUUUGAUCGUGCGCUUGAGAAUCAGGUUUUGAAGGCCUGGAAUGUGCUGGCUCGACGGCAUAUUAGCACUCAGCUCAUUGAAAUUGAAUCAAGACCUCACCUUACCUUGUUUUCGAGCCCUUCAGCUGAUAUUACCAAACUAGAGAAUAUCCUAAGAAAUUUAGCAUCGAAGCAAGAACCUUUGUCUUUGAGCUUCUCUUCAAUUGGAAGCCUCCCAAAUGAAAACAAUGUCCUGUUUCUUGGCCCAACCCCAUCAUUGUCUCUCCUCCAAUUUCAUUCACAGUUGUGCGAUGCAAUGAGAAAAGAGGGUAUUGAACUUGGGGAUGAGUACCGUCCAGAUCAAUGGAUUCCUCACUCACUUGUGGCUGAAGAAGUGCCAAAGACUCGAAUGGGAGAAGCAUUUACUGUUUUACGGGAUUUGAAGCUUCCAGUUAGCGGAUAUGGAAUGGAGAUAUCAUUGAUUGAGUACCCUCCUGCUCGUGAACUCUUUUCUUUUGCGCUGGGUGCUCAUCAUGUUAGUGAGGUUUAAGGCACUCUCUUGAAUUGUGCUGAAGUAGCUUGUUCUGUCAAUUGUUUUUAUUUUCCUAUGCUUCUAAAAACUGAUUGUAGAUUAUAAGGAUGUCGCCUAUAUAUCAAAUUAUCAUUUAUUGGAGAUGGCCAUUGUGUGAAUCUUAUCUUUUCUGCCAAAUUGUAUCCUCAAACAGGAAUUGUACUGUUUAUAUGAUAAAUUGUGCUGUUUGUCAUUUA